UUAAGAGGGCGGAGAAAAUAAUACAUUAUGCUGCUAAUGGCGGAGGCGGAGGCGGAGGCGGGUACCAGUUGUUAGUCUCUUCUUCUUCUUCUUCACUACCCGACUUUCUUCGCCAUUACAAGACCCAAAAAAAAUAAUAUAAAGACUAGUAGCAAGUCUAGUAUGGCGGCGGCCUUGUCUUUUCCUUGUGCACUUGACACUGCAACCAAACAAUUUCAUCUGCUGUCUUCCGUCUUGUCUGGCAUCAUUGCCUGCAGAAUUGUUUACAAAUUAACAGCUUUUGUUAGCCGUUUGUACUUCAAAGGUUAUGGGAAACUCACUGAUGCGCAGAAAGUUGAAUGGAAUAACCGAGGGUUCUCGACAUUUCAUGCUCUCUUUGUUGCAUCAGCUUCUCUAUACCUCCUGCUGUUAUCGGGUCUUUUUUAUGAGGAUUCUAGAGAUGAAUUAGUUGUUAAUAGAACCUCUACUUUAUCAAACUCCACAUUGGGGAUAUCCAUUGGCUAUUUUCUGUCAGAUCUGGCAAUGAUUCUAUUUCAUUUUCCAGCAUUAGGUGGUAUGGAGUAUCUUUUGCACCAUGGACUAUCCAUGUUCUCCAUAAUCCUCGCCCUCCUAAGUGGUCAAGCACAGAUUUACAUACUAAUGGUUCUCUUUUCUGAGAUCACAACUCCCUUUGUAAAUUUAAGAUGGUAUUUGGACGUUGCUGGUCAGAAGAGCUCUAAAUUGUACAUUUGGAAUGGAGUUUUAUUGUUCAUGGGGUGGCUGGUUGCAAGGAUUCUUUUGUUCAUCUUCUUCUUCAGCCACAUGUUUAUCCAUUUUGAUCAGGUCAAGCAAAUAUUUCCAUUGGGCUUCUAUAGCAUUCUUGUGAUACCUGGGACAUUGGCAGUGAUGAAUGUGUUAUGGUUUUGGAAGAUAGUGAAAGGUUUGAUGAAAACCUUGUCUAAAGCUAGACAUGGUCAGUGACCCAACCCCGCCGUUUGGUUUGUGGUAUGACCACGCAUGCACAUUUAUAGUUGUUAACUCAGCUAGUUAGUGAUGGUUCAACAAUAGCUUUUAAGCCCAGACUUGUGGAGGGUUUGAGGUCUGUGUAUUGUUGCAUACCGUAACAAUAGCUUCCAUUUCAUACUUGGGAGACCUGAGAUUACCCCAUUGUACUGGUUUGAGCUGCAAAGUAGUCCGUUUUGUUUUUCCAUUUGGAUUUGAGUGCCAUAUAGCUGUGGAUUUUUAAAUAUGAAAAAGAGAGAGUAGAGGUGAAGAUUUAGUAACA
Populus nigra (black poplar) is the source of this 1264-nucleotide messenger RNA. RefSeq lists its product as uncharacterized. Gene Ontology annotation, cellular component: membrane; endoplasmic reticulum. Bases 163 to 960 code for a protein of 265 amino acids. The record is from RefSeq and is a predicted model, not a curated record. NCBI's taxonomy places the organism in Eukaryota, Viridiplantae, Streptophyta, Magnoliopsida, Malpighiales, Salicaceae. The transcript is spliced from 9 exons. Gene Ontology annotation, biological process: lipid homeostasis.